AUGGACAGAAGAGACGAAGCUGGGACAGCUAGGAAUGACAAAGUUGUGAACUGCUUAUACCAGAAUCGUAAUGCACUUUUUAGGCUAGUUGGCUUUCCCUGGGCAGGAGGUGGCUCCAAUUAUUUUGCCAAAUGGGGCCAAGGUAUUCCUAAUUCAGUGGAAGUGCAUGCCAUAAGGCUUGCUGGGAGAGAAAGUCGGCUUGAAGAUCCUUUUCCAAGUGACAUCUACCAGAUGGUUGAUGAAAUUGCCUAUGCACUGCUGCGGGUCCUCCAGGGUGAAAAUUUUGCAUUUUUUGGCCACAGGUAUUUAACCUCUGUUUUGAAAGACAUUUGGGGGAGUUUCUUCCGUCACAAAUCUAUGGUUAAUGUUGUUCUUUGUGUCCUGUGGGACGCAUGCCUUUGUUUUGGUUACACUGCUUCACCACUGCUUGAAAGAACGAUUGAUUCACUAUGGUUAUAUAUCGGAUCUUAUGCUACUUUUAUGACUGUGCUACAUCUAAAAGAAAAAUAUAUGCUAGAACCGGUGCAUUUAUUUGUGUCAGGUAUAAGUGCUCCUCAUUCAAAGGCCAGACUUUGUUUUUCCGAAGAUCUGUCAGAAGAACAAAUUACCUGUCUCCUAGAGGAUUCGGGAGGCACUCCUGCGGAUUUUGUUGAUGACAAGCCAUUUUUACAACAAUUUCCCAAACUGGUGACAGAUAGUUGCAUUGCUAGUAAUCACAUUUUAGCCUGGGAAAAUGUAACCAGUGGAAGUUUUGAUAUUCGUGUGCUUCCAGGAUGCCACUUUUAUCUUUUGGAACCUUCCACCGAGAUCUUCAUCAAGAAUUACAUAACCAAGUCUCUAGAAGUAUCAGUGCUUCACUGUUGUUGGAUAUUUUCCCUCUAGGUCUUAAAAUAGUCCAAGUGGUUAUCUGAUACUCCUCUUCAGUUUUCAG
Messenger RNA from Physeter macrocephalus (sperm whale), 931 nucleotides. It is a transcript of the gene OLAH, whose product is annotated as oleoyl-ACP hydrolase. The transcript is spliced from 6 exons. Bases 1 to 882 code for a protein of 293 amino acids. NCBI's taxonomy places the organism in Eukaryota, Metazoa, Chordata, Mammalia, Artiodactyla, Physeteridae. Gene Ontology annotation, biological process: lipid biosynthetic process. The record is from RefSeq and is a predicted model, not a curated record.